Molecule: messenger RNA, 338 nt
Organism: Scutellospora calospora
Lineage: Eukaryota; Fungi; Glomeromycota; Glomeromycetes; Diversisporales; Gigasporaceae
Source: the annotation of a GenBank genome assembly
AUUCCACAUUUGCUUCGAAUAUUGAUGCAUUAACCAAAGUAUUAUAUUACCAACAAUGUCGAGAAAAUGCUAUGAUAGAAUUUGAUCUGGAAAAAUUUGAGUAUAUAAUAGGGAAUGCUAAUUCUCAACUUGAGGGUUUUUUUAGCAGUAUGAUGAAUGCAAUUAUUCCUAAAAAACGUUCAGCUUAUAGCAUUAAUGAAGCCAAAAGUGUCAUAUGGGAAGCUGUUGACAUAAUAGCAAGUCUUGAUUACUCUGCAUGUGCUAAAACAGUGGAGGAAUUUUACAAAAAAAUUCAAAAUGAAUAUGCAAUAAAAAUUGAACAGCAUUUUAUAAAUCAU